AAACUGAGCAGUCAGUGAGCAAAUGGCUUUUGGUUUCCAGAUUAAUCUAUACAAUGAAGACACCAUCAGCAGAGCAUUGCUUCUAAGAGACAAAACUGUCACCAUAAGAAUGGCCUUCAUCACAAGGCUGCCAAUUUUCAUACUUCUCUUCGGUGUAAAUAUUCUUUGUCAAGAAGUCGAUUAUUCGUCUUCCCAACAACAUCAACGAAGCAUUCGUACACCCAUAAAUUUUGAACUAUAUGGACCAUUUCCCAGAGAGUGUGCUCGUGAAUGUCGGUGCGUACCAUCAUUUCCUUUGGCUAUGUACUGUGAUAAUCGAAAACUCACAAAUAUUCCCAAUAUUCCAGCGCAUGUGAGAUAUCUUUUCCUUCAGUUCAAUGAAAUAGAAAGUGUGCCAGAAAAUGCUUUUGUUAAUGCAACAUUGCUUCAAGAAAUUAAUUUAAGUCGCAAUAAAUUGAAGUCUUCCAAGAUCGCCAAAGGUGUUUUCGGCAAACUCAAACAUCUGAUUACUCUUAACCUAGCAUACAACAAACUUGAAGAAAUCCCAGCUCCACUACCUAACAGUCUUGAAAGACUUUCUUUGGGUUUCAACAAAAUUACUAAACUACCUGCUGAUACUAUACGAUCAUUGAUAAAUGUUACAAUUUUGGAUCUUGGUAAUAACCGACUCCCUGAUGGUGCAGUUAAGGGAAAUCACCUUGGAAAAAUGAAGAGUCUCCUACAGCUAAACCUGCGCAGUAACAAACUCAAAUCCUUGCCUGGAGACCUCCCAGCUUCUCUACUACAACUUUCAGUUGAAAACAACUCUAUAUCGUCCAUCCCAGCCAAUUACUUCAGAAAAACUCCAAAUCUCAUUUCAUUAAGGAUGGCACGCAAUAAGCUUAAACAAGUUCCAUAUGGUGUGUUCAACCUCUCAAAACUAAUGGAACUGAAUCUAGGUCACAACCAACUGACUAAAACUUUCUACGUUUCAAGGAAUCUAGAACACCUGUAUCUGAACAAUAAUGAUUUUACAACGCUUAAUGUUACUUUGAUGUGUCCUACAACCAACAUAACGAAUCCAAACCAUCUGACCUAUAUUCGGCUUGAGAAAAAUAAGCUGCAACGCCCUUUAAGUACAUAUAUCUAUGCCUGUUUUCCUCAUCUUCGAAACUUAUUUUUCGGUGAACAGGAUACUGUACCAGUUGUUGAAACCCAAGAAGCACCUGAAUUGGCUGGAACACCAAUUUGAGAAUCAGAUCACUGAAUUAAUUACUAAUUAUAAUCUAUAUUAUGCACUAACAACUUCCAAAACAUAGUAUGAAGCUACUUUUCCUACUACAUAUAAGCUACUUAAGCAAAAAAUGUAUAAUUCCUACUGUUUAAUUUCUCCAUUGUCUAAUUAUUUCAAAUUGUCUCAAAACUCAUGAGAAGUGAAGACAAGUGUAAUCAUUUAACUCAUUAUUUUCAAGUAAGUUUUCCAAUUAAGCAUUUGGAAAAUUCAAUUAAGAAUUGAAUGAAAAAGUUACCAAGGCUCACAAUCAUGUCCUUUAUAUUCAUGAAAUUUAUGCUCUCAUCCCUUCUCCUUCUUCCUACAAACAAGGUAAUUUUCAUUCUCAUCAUCUUUUAUCCAACCACCACGUAAAUUUAAUGAAUCGAUCCACAUAAUUUCUGACCCACCUACAAUGUGAUGAAAUUCCAAAGGCAUGUUCUAAUCUCUUCCCUUUGUAACGUGAAACAACUCUUCCCUCUCUACAGAUCUUCCCUGACCUGCUGAGUAUUUCCAGCAUUAUUUUUUAUUUCAGGAAAAAGACAUUCAUCUUUAUUAGAUGGGACAUCAUCAGAUAACUAUUAAAUGUGCAGUGCCACUGAACUGCAAGACUCUAGAAGAAACAGUGUUGCCUACACUCAGAACUCAACUUUGCAACUUUCAAUCUCAUCUAUGCACAUUGUAACUAACACUGAAGCAGGAAAAGUGUUCCAAAAAAAAAGUCAAUGAUGUAUGGGCAACACACAUCAAAGUUGCUGGUGAACGCAGCA
Messenger RNA from Mobula hypostoma (lesser devil ray), 2019 nucleotides. It is a transcript of the gene omd, whose product is annotated as osteomodulin. The transcript has 3 exons. The record is from RefSeq and is a predicted model, not a curated record. The coding region runs from base 23 to 1231 and encodes 402 amino acids. NCBI's taxonomy places the organism in Eukaryota, Metazoa, Chordata, Chondrichthyes, Myliobatiformes, Myliobatidae. Gene Ontology annotation, molecular function: protein binding.